AUGCAGAGCAGACGCCAGAGCUUGCGGCCGUUUCGGCCCUCCUACUUCCAGCGAGUUUUCUUCCCCUCCCAGAUCUCCCCCAACUUCGACAACGUCGAAUCGUCCUUCCAGCCCACCUUCGUCCCCUUUCAGAGCUUCCCCACCUUCGACAGCAGUACCGCCUUCAGUUCCAAGAGCCGCUGGACCUUCAGCUUCGAACACCCCGACCGGCUUCACUUUCACGGCCCCACGACCAGGCCCAGUGGCACCGUCACCGGCCCCGUCUAG
This is a messenger RNA of Klebsormidium nitens, 267 nucleotides long. Lineage: Eukaryota; Viridiplantae; Streptophyta; Klebsormidiophyceae; Klebsormidiales; Klebsormidiaceae. The record is from the annotation of a GenBank genome assembly.